Messenger RNA from Botrytis byssoidea, 264 nucleotides. RefSeq lists its product as uncharacterized. The record is from RefSeq and is a predicted model, not a curated record. The transcript has a single exon. NCBI's taxonomy places the organism in Eukaryota, Fungi, Ascomycota, Leotiomycetes, Helotiales, Sclerotiniaceae. Bases 1 to 264 code for a protein of 87 amino acids.
AUGGAAGGCUUAAGUCCAGGAGCUUUUGGUAAUAAACCAGCUCCAUAUAUCUGGCAUAGAGACCCCGACAUCAGCAAUGAUUUGUUAUUAAGCUACGUUGGGAACCAUACGGUUCAUGACGGGGGCAUCAAGAUGGCAAAGUUCAAUGUGGACAGCACCGUCUACUAUUCAGAGCGGAUGAUUCGUGUACCAGACGAUGACGUUCAAAGCCUUUGCAUUGACUGUAUUCCCGAUUGGAGCGCGCGGGGGGAUACCGCUUUAUAA